AUGCGGAGUUGCAAUACAAAAUUGUGUGAAAAUCACAGAAACAAUCACCCACAAUGUCCCGCCCAAGAAAAAAACCCACAGACCAGCAGCCCACAAGACAAUACAAAGGAUGGGAGCAGCUUCCAUUACUUUCAAGGGAGAUUUGAGCUCUCUGGGAAGAGCAGACAGUAUCCAGCAGAUGCAUUGGAGCCCCAACCUGGUAUUGGAGAUGUUAAGGAUAUUGAAAAAGCAGCAAAGUCUAUGCUAGACCCAGCACACAGAUCUCAUUUUCACCUUGUAACCCCAAGCUUAGUAUUUUUGUGUUUUAUACUCGAUGGAUUACACAAGGCACUACUCAGUGUCGGUGUGAGCAAAAGGUCUAAUAUUGUGAUUGGGAAUGAGAACAAGGAAACAGGUACUCUCUAUGCUAGCAAAUUCAAAGAUGUUUUGCCUACCUUCACUGCCCUUGAGAUGUCAUCAAUUCUCUGUCACUGCUGUGAUCUCCUGAUAGGCAUUGCUGCCGGAUCGAGUGACCCGAUAUGCACCAACAGCCUCCAAGUACAGAGACAAUUCAAGGCAAUGAUGAUAUCCAUUGGAAGACCUCUGCAUAGUGAACGUGCUGAUUUAUUAAUUAGCUAAAAUGCAGGGCCAGCUAUAGAUUGGAUCAACUCAAGACCAUGGGUUGGAGGAUUAAUGUUCACAUUUCUAUUCGGAGAAUUUGAAUCCCCUGCACUCGAGCUACUUGAUCAAGUUAAAGUAGUUGCCAACAAAGCACGGAUGACAACCUACUACACUGUGAGAAUGUUCCUGGAUCAGUGCGUGGAUGGUUCCAUUGUUUUACCCGCUGUUGUGUCCGAGAUUCCAGUUUUUGAGCAGAAGAAAGCACUGGUUAAAAAGGCACUUGGAGAUUUCUUUGAAUUUGGGGAUAUACUUUGCCACCCUGUUAUUGGGGAGCUAUCACCACGAAUAUUCCCAAACUUAGCAACAGCAGCAAACUACUGGGCCAAAAGAAGGAAUCCCACAUUUUCUGGAAAGCCCUCGACUUUUAUACCAGGAUCAACUAUUACAUUCACUCUACUUCAAAUGGCAUCUGCUUGGAAAAUCUCCAGAGGAAGUGACAUAGAUCCAUAUACACUUAACAUCCUUUGCGGUUAUGGGAUUUUGGAAUUUGAAUAA
Nomascus leucogenys (northern white-cheeked gibbon) is the source of this 1155-nucleotide messenger RNA. RefSeq names its product endogenous Bornavirus like nucleoprotein 1 (gene EBLN1). The transcript is spliced from 2 exons. Lineage: Eukaryota; Metazoa; Chordata; Mammalia; Primates; Hylobatidae. The record is from RefSeq and is a predicted model, not a curated record.